Molecule: messenger RNA, 4141 nt
Organism: Triplophysa dalaica
Lineage: Eukaryota; Metazoa; Chordata; Actinopteri; Cypriniformes; Nemacheilidae
Gene: fgf1b
Product: fibroblast growth factor 1b
Exons: 4
Coding region: 2967-3476 (169 amino acids)
Biological process (GO): animal organ morphogenesis; positive regulation of cell population proliferation; regulation of cell migration
Cellular component (GO): cytoplasm
Molecular function (GO): growth factor activity; fibroblast growth factor receptor binding
Source: RefSeq, a predicted model, not a curated record
UAUAUAUAUUGUUUGUUUUAUAAUGCUUUUCUGGUGUCUGUUUUUCGACAUUUGAUAUUUUUUAUGACUUUUCAAUGAAACAGUUCCAUUAGGCAGUCAUGGCCUUAAGGUAAGAGAGUGGGACUCCUGAUCAGAAGGUUGUCGGCAACAACUGAGGUGCCCUUUAAGUGCUCUGGGUGUACGUGUGUUCAAUACUCACUGGAUGGGUAAAAUGCAGAGGUCACAUUUUGGGUAAAGGUCACCAUAUCUGACAAAUAGGUCACUUUCACUAAUACAAAUUCAAGGGUUUAAGGGUUCCCUUAAAGGAACAGUUCACCAAAAAAUGACAAUUCUGUCAUCAUUUACUCACCCUCGACUUGUCGAAAUGAUAAAUCUCUUUGUUCUGAUGAACGCAGAGGAAGAAAUCUGUAAGAAUGCUUGAAACCAAACAGUUCUUGGCCACCCCUGACUCGUACAAUAGGAAAAAUUACAUUGGUUGUCAAAAGUGCCCUACAUUCUUUAAAAUAUCUUCUUCUGACUUUUGUGUUCGAAGGCAGUUUAUUCUACUAUGGCAGUCAAUGGUGGCCAAAAACUGUUUGGUUACAAGCAUUCUUCCAAGUAUCUUUCUCUGUUCUUAUCAGAAUGACUAUGGAGGGUCAAUAAAAGACAGAAUUUUCCAUUUUGGGUGACAGUUCUUAACUUAAGUGCUUUCAUAUGCGACCGGGCAUUGACCUCAUCCAGCGGAGCUCCAGGAAAUGACAAAAUUGUCUCAGUAAAACAGACUUAUGGUAUCAGAAACUGAAUCAUAAUGUUACACAGUCAGGUCUUCCAAGCAUGCGUGGGCACACAUCGAACUCACAAACUCAUGUGUAGGUUUUGUACAGACACCAUGUUAACAUCUGACUUUUUGCCCCGGAAUGUAUCCAGUAGUCAUUCUUUAGACAGCAGGAAUUGACCAGACCCUACACACAUCAGGAAUACAGUUGACUUUGUUGAAAAACCCUGCUAUUUAGACUCUGUGCCAGAGCUGAAAAGAGAUAUGAUGCCUCAUAUGCAGCAAUGUGGCUUCUACGUGUCACAGGUAAGUCUUAACUGAAACAGCUCUACCCUUUUCAUUUACACCCCGUUGAGGGACGUAAUUCACACUAGAUGCUGCGCUCGAUGUUCUGCAGGACCCGUCUGGCACCAGGGCUCUAUUUCCAGUAGUACUGAGGCUGCUUGGAAACGCAUUCCUUUAGUACUCGUUCUCUCUUACUUUUCGAACAGCCCGACGGCCUGGAAACCAUUUUAGAUGUCAUAUUAAUGAAAAUAAAACGAUAGUGAAUACCACUUGACAUAGCAGGGAUUUUUAACAGCCACUUUUAUAAGCACGAUAACAAGACUGAUUUUCAUGACCUGAACUUGCACUGUUAAAAUGAUGCAUUAUGGAUAAUUGUUAUUUUAUGUGAUCAAAAAUGUGUGAAACAUUUUAUAUUAAGCUUAAACAUACUCAUUACAUUUUUGUUUAGCCUACAUUAAGUUGUCUCUUGUUAGUCUAACACAUUCGGGCGGAUACAUAUGAUAGUUAUUGUGAUCUAAAGCCAGCUAUUUGUACUCUUUGUGCAAUGACCCUUUGCAAAAGUAAACCAUACUAAGGUACUAUUUGCACUAUAGUCACCACGAAUGAUGGCCUCAUCACCAUCACCAUAACCGUAGUUUAACUAUACGGUAUGUGACCCUGGAUCACAAAACCAGUCUGACCCAUAGGCAUAUCUGUGGCUAAAGCCAACAAAACAUAUGGGUCAAUGUUAUAGAUGUUUCUUUUAUGCCAAAAAUCAUUAGGAUAUUAAGUAAAGAUCAUGUGUCAUGAAAAUUCCCUGCCAUAAAUAUAUCAAAACUUAUAUUUUGUAUGUAAUAGACUAUACUAAGGAGUUCAUUAAGACAACUUUAAAGGCAAUUUUCUCAGUAUUUAGAUUUUAUUGCACUCUCAGAUUCCAGAGUGUUAGAUAUUUACGUAAACAGAAUAUCAUUCGACUACAACCUGCAUAUUGAAAGCUGCACGGUUACUCCAGCAAAUACAGUUAAAGAGCUAGGCUUUAUAUUAGACGGCAACCUGUCAUUUAAAAAUCAUGUCUCAAAUAUCACAAAAACAGCCUUCUUCCACCUUAGAAAUGUUGUCAAAUUACAAAAUAUUUUAUGUGUUGCUGACGCAGAAAAGCUUAUUCAUGCAUUUGUGACCUCACGGCUUGACUAUUGUAAUGCUCUACUUAGUGUUUGUCCUGUAUCAUCGAUAAACAAACUACAGUUAGUUCAGAAUGCAGCUGCCAGAGUUCUUACUAGGUCAAGAAAAUACGAUCACAUAACCCCAGUUUUAUCAUCGCUUCACUGGCUACCCAUUAAGUAUCAUAUUACAAUUACUUACAAAGCCUUAAACGGUUUAGCCCCUACUUACUUAACUGAGCUUUUAUCCCAUUACAACCCAUCACGCUCUCUAAGAUCUCAAAACUCAGGACUUUUUAAAACACCAUAUCUAAAUCCACCAAAGGGGGUCGAGCUUUCUCAUACGUAGCACCUAAACUCUGGAAUAGCCUUCCUGAUACUAUUCGAGGGUCAGACACACUCUCCCAAUUUAAAUUUAGAUUAAAGACACAUCUUUUCAGCCAAGCUUUCACUUAAUGCGUAGUUAAUGAACAGCAGCUACGCUAAUCAUUCUCUUUAUUCUCUUUCUGCCUCUGCCUCGGGAUGCCCAUCCCGAGGUAGGAAGUAGUUCCACCAUGUUCAGACGACCGACAGAUGCCCAUCCCCAAUUUGAGAUUACUGCAGCUACAGCUGCAGACUGACUGACCAUCCCAGCUCCAUCUAAGGCAAUUCCACCACCAGCCAAGAGAAAUAUGACCGUCGGACCAUCCCAGCUCAGACCACUACAUCCCCAACCAAGGUGGCAGUUGAGCUCUACUGGCUCCUAGUGACGGCGGACUGAUCCAUUCCUGUCACCGAAGGGGGUGUUCAUGGGCACAGUGCGUCCCAGUGAAGCACACUGCACUAUGAUCGAGGGGGAUAUCGGCGUAUUUACACUCGGUCCGACGAUGAUCGACCAAAAAGAUCCAAAACAUCUCCCUUUCCAAAAACUUUACUGCAGGAAUGGAGGAUACCAUCUCCGCAUCCAACCCAACGGGACCGUGGACGCGAGCCGACAGGACAACGACGUUCACACUAUUUUGAAGGUAAAAGCUGUAAAGGCAGGAGUGGUGGCCAUCAGGGGUCACGAUACUGGACAAUACAUUGCAAUGGACAAAUCGGGAAAACUUUAUGGCACUGGUACAUUAAAUGAUGAAUGUUACUUCAUUGAGAAGAUCGAGGAGAACCACUACAACACGUACUGUUCACAGAGGCACCAGGAGAAUGGAGACUGGUACAUGGGGAUCAAGAAGAAUGGACGGACAAAAGACGGCUCCAAAACACACAAGGGCCAAAAUGCAAUCUACUUCCUACCAAUCCCAGUGGAUGGCAGCAUUUAGUAGGCUAAUAACCGCAACAGAUGCCCUAGAAACUACUCAAGAACAUAUAACAAUACAUUUUAUAACUGUUUAAGGUAACAUGUUUUGAUAGCUAUAAUAUCUUCGAUGCAUAACCUAUAUCUAUAUUAUAUGUAUAUUUAAAUUCAGAGAAAAAAAUAUAAGGCUAAUGUUUUUAUCAGUCAAAGUAUUUUGAUAGCAAAGAAGUCUUUGAUUCAGAAGUAUUUGAUGGAAAUUACUAUAUUUUCUUAUGUAAAUAUACUAUAUAUUAUUUGUAUUUAACAUGGUUAAGUAAAACAUAUAGAAUUAUUUUUUAAGCUGUAAGGGUUUGAAUUAUCAUUUGGCCCAAUUUACUUAAAAAAUAAUAUUUACUUAAUAAAAAUGCUGUCAAAAGGUCCUUUCUAACAAAUAGGCAUAGGCAUUUGAAUUGUUUACUUAAUAAAAGAGAAAGAAAUUCAUCCUACACUAUUUUUAAACACACAAUUAAAAAUGCAAUAAUGGGUUUAAAAAACAAGACUUCUGUGUUUUAGGAAUUUUCUGAAGAAUUCAAAUUAUGUCUAAUGUAUUUAAAGUCAGAUAGGACUGUUACCAAUACUAGACUGUAUUUUCAGCCGAAUGCAUAAACAAAACCCGGCCCGAAGUAAUGCAGUAAAAACGUUUCAAAAGUG